AUGCAAGCCGUUCGACAGUGUUCAGUGUGCGCCAGCCGUACCGCUGGAGGACUUCUGCGAAAUCAGGCAGACAUUUCACUGCUGAGGACCAACAAGAGUGUGCUCAGAAGAGGAGCUGCCUGCACUCGUCUCCUAAGCAAUUCUGAGAAUGUCCUCUUCAGCAGCAGGAAUCUUGGAGUCCAGAAGUUGGGGGAAUGGAAAGAUACUGCACAGACAAGCACAGCGUCUUUAAGUGUUGGCCGCAGGCUUUGUGCUGUUCCCUUUACACAGCAAGUGGAAAACCUCUCUCAUGACUCCCUGAUCAAAAGAGCAGCCUCAGUGGUCACAGACAGUUCAAGUACUUUCCUCUCCCAGACCACCUUGGCUCUCAUAGAUGCCCUCACAGACUAUUCAAAGGCUGUGCACACACGUGUUGCUCUCCAAAGACGCUAUUUGGCCUCAGUGGGAAAACUGACCCCAGCGGAGGAGGACUCCCUCCGGCAGGUGAUCAAUGGCCAGCGAGCUGAGGCUAGUGACAGACUGGAUGAAUGCAAACGUUUUGAGUCGACCUGGAUCAAUGCUGUCAACUUGUGUAAAAUGGCGGCUGAGGCAGCGUACAUUUCAGGAGCUGAGCAGGCGUCCAUCACAGUGAGGACAAACAUUCAGUUGGCCCAGUCCCAGGUGGAGGAGGCACGGAAAAUGUCGGCAGAUGCAGAUAAGAAGUUGGCCGAGACUAAAGUAGAAGAGAUCCAAAGAAUGGCAGAAUAUAAUGCCUCCCUAGAAGAUAGUGAGGAGCUUGAGGUUCACGAGGCCUAUCUACGGGAGGACUAAGACAAAUAGUCAGAGAUAUUAGAUAGCCGGAAAAAAAUAAGUGCAUGUUAAAGUGCUGUUAAUUUCAU
Molecule: messenger RNA, 878 nt
Organism: Thunnus maccoyii (southern bluefin tuna)
Lineage: Eukaryota; Metazoa; Chordata; Actinopteri; Scombriformes; Scombridae
Product: diablo homolog, mitochondrial-like
Exons: 6
Coding region: 1-810 (269 amino acids)
Biological process (GO): neuron apoptotic process; intrinsic apoptotic signaling pathway in response to oxidative stress
Cellular component (GO): mitochondrion
Source: RefSeq, a predicted model, not a curated record